UAAUCUAAUUGCAAAUUAUUUUAUGUUACAUUACUAUUUUAUAUGUGAAGCAAUAGGUCAAUGAAGACAUCUCCUGUAUAGUAAAUUAUAUUAUUUUUUUGGUACUUGAUUCCAUAGAUUGUUACACUAGCUUAUUGUUAAUAAUAUUUAUAAAGAAAGCAUGAACAUAAUAUAGAAGUGUUAUAUAUAGAAAAAUAGUGAUACACAAGGAACAGUAAAAUACCAAAAUAUUAAUAAACAAAAUUUUUAGUUGUUAUUUUAAAGAGUAAUAGUUAAAUAACUGAUGGACAUGUAGUUUUGUGUAUUUUUUAUUGAUAGAGCAUAUUUUACCUCAGGAUAUUUAUUUUGAUGCAAUAUAUUUACAAGAAUCUUAUAAAGAUCUGCAAGGGCUUAUAGAGUUUAUCCAUUGGUUAACAUUCCAUAAAUAUGUCAUUUAGUGCAACUAUUCUGUUCUCCCCUCCACCCCAACUCGAUGGAAAAUGUGGAUGUGGGAAUGAAAGCAAUAAGGGUAGUACAAAUCCUGUUGAAGGAGUAACCCCAAUCACUGUAACUGGCCAGGGUGUUGCGGUACAAGGAUCUGAGCAACUUCUGCAUCUUAUCUAUCAGCGAGUUGAGAAAGCAGUAGGGUUGGCAGAAGCUGCUCUCGGUGUAGCCAAAGCUAAUGGCAGCCUCCUGAGCCAACUUCAAGAAGAAGUCAGUGGGCUGAAAAGGGUGUGCGAGCAACAAGAGAGUCCUAAAACCCCACCAAACACGAAUGUGAGAUGCAAAAUGUCAGAGGAUGAGGAGCCUGAUGAAAUACGAGGAGUACAAGUUGUAAUAGAGGAGUUGAGGCAGUUGGGUGCAGCAUCAGCUUCUUUGCUUCCUGGACUACAUUCAACACCAAUAGACAGGAUUUCAAGGGAAACAUGUUUGCCUCAAUGCCCUCCUCCUAAUGAGUCCAUCCCGCUACUCAAUCCCUUACAUGGUCCUGUCAGCACAGGGAGAAACUCUUUACGCAAUGAGGAAAGCAUAUGCACGGCUAUUGAUGACUUUUUAAGCCCAGAGGGUCUUGCCCCGAGGAUUUUAGCCCCUAACUUUGUGAAGCAGCUGACUGCCACCCGUCCUCAUGGAGAAGCAAUUGACAUUCUGAAUGAGACAGUUCCCCCAAUUUCAAAAUCUGGACAUUCUCAUCUCCUAAUUCAGAAGGAUGGUUCAGUGAGCCCUGGUGGGAUGAUUAUGAUGGAGACCAGUCCUGGAGCAGCAGAACUACGGCAAUCAACUUCUCCACCUAUAACAACAUUUUACACAGGCACUUCCAGCCGCCAGCGUAACAGUGGGCAGAAAUGUUCCCGCCGCAAACGUGACUUAGUGUUGUCAAAACUGGUGCAUAAUAUUCAUAACCACAUCUCUAAUAAUAAACGCUUCAAUGGCUCUGAAAGCAUCAAGUCUUCCUGGAAUAUAUCAGUCUUAAAGUUCCUUGUGGAAAAGCUGAAACAAGAGCUGGUGUCUAGUAUAAACCAUUACACGGACAAAGAACUCAAAGGUGCCUGUGUUGCUUACUUCCUUACUAAGAGGAGAGAAUAUCGAAAUUCUAUGAAUCCCUUCAAAAGUUUAAGAGAGAAAGAGGAGAAAAAGUUGAGAAGCCGGAGAUACAGGCUCUUUGCUAAUAGGUCCUGGGGAGUGCAGCAGUUUCCAGUGGAAGAACAAGCCCUAUGGGAGGGUGUGACAGAAGAACUCAUGUCAGAUGAAGAGGAUAGUCUGUCAGAGCCUGGUGUCUGGGUAGCCCGCCCCCCGCGUUUCCGGGCACCUGAGCUCUCUAGACUGUGCUAUAGCAUAGACUCACACUCUAAACAUGGCAAUAAAGCCAACCGUAUCUACGGUGCCCUAUCUGAUAGACUUCCUUCUGCAGAGCUGCAGUUGUUGCCACCACACCUCUAUAACCAAGACUGGGAAAGAGAGAUAGAUGACAACGAUGAUAUAGACAUUGAAGGAGGUGGAAGAGGAAGAAAAUCUUACUGCCCAGAUCUAAACUCUUUUAUAGAAAUCAAAGUGGAGAAAGAUGAAUGACUACACAAGGAGGGGAAUACAAUGUGUGAACAGUGAGAAACUGAUGAGGUAAUGUGUCCCCUGUGGGGAGGCAGAGCCAUGGAUGAUAUAGACUAAUCUUAAAUCAUAGAAUCAGAAACAUUACAGAAUAUUAUGGACAACUAUAUCAGUGUGCUGAUUGCUGGUUCAUCUGCAUAAUGUGGUGACUGAACAACUGUUACAUCAAUAACAAUAAAAUUAUCAUUUUUAAA
Bombina bombina (fire-bellied toad) is the source of this 2276-nucleotide messenger RNA. It is a transcript of the gene C2H14orf93, whose product is annotated as chromosome 2 C14orf93 homolog. The transcript is spliced from 6 exons. The record is from RefSeq and is a predicted model, not a curated record. Bases 427 to 2046 code for a protein of 539 amino acids. NCBI's taxonomy places the organism in Eukaryota, Metazoa, Chordata, Amphibia, Anura, Bombinatoridae.